Capra hircus (goat) is the source of this 1039-nucleotide messenger RNA. Its product is annotated as carbonic anhydrase 1-like. Bases 122 to 463 code for a protein of 113 amino acids. The transcript is spliced from 4 exons. The record is from RefSeq and is a predicted model, not a curated record. Lineage: Eukaryota; Metazoa; Chordata; Mammalia; Artiodactyla; Bovidae. Gene Ontology annotation, molecular function: zinc ion binding; carbonate dehydratase activity.
AAUAACUGCUCCAUCACCUUGUGCGUUUUAGCUUCAUUUAGUUCACUGGAAUUCUGCCAAGUACCCCAGCUUUGCUGAUGCCGCCUCACAGGCUGAUGGUUUGGUGAUUGUCGGCGUUUUGAUGAAGGUGGGUCAGGCCAAUCCAAACCUUCAGAAAGUACUUGAUGCCCUAAAAACAGUUAAAACUAAGAACAAGAAAGCUCCAUUCACAAAUUUCGACCCCUCUGUCCUCUUGCCUUCAUGCACGGAUUACUGGGCCUACUUUGGUUCACUGACUCACCCUCCUCUUCAUGAGAGUGUCACCUGGAUCAUCUUUAAAGAGACCAUCAGUGUGAGCGCGGAACAGCUGGCGCAGUUCCGCAGUCUGCUAGCAAAUGCUGAAGGCGAUAAAGAAAUCUGCAUCAAGCAGAACUACCGACCACCCCAGCCUCUGAAGGGCAGGACAGUGAAAGCUUCAUUCUGACGGGCCCAAGAGGAAGCUCACCUUCCCUCAAGAAGCACAGCUCUGCUUCUGACAUAAUCCAACAAAACAAGCUUUAAGAAAUAUGUUUAUUUCAAUACUAGCUAGACAGCCUGCUUGCGAAUUUACUCUGCAGAACGCAAAAUCUUUUUCUUAUCUUGAACUCAAACAGUAAUCUGUAAGUUCACUAAACUUGUGCUUAAAUUCAAUCUGUUGCAUUGACUUUCUUAUCAUUGCAAUUAAGGCAUACUUGAUUUCUUCAAGACUUUAUCCCUUCCCAUUUUAUUCAGUUUAAUUGGACGAAAAAAUAAUUUUAUCCCUUUCUUCUCGUCUAUUACGUACUAUACGUUUAAAUGGCAUUAGGUGCUACUCCAUUUACAUUCAAGAAUCUUAAAUGCUUUCAUUUGCAACAUUAUUCUGAUGCGAUAUCAGGUCUAUUACUCAAAUAUAAUGACCUAAGAGCAGCUUGAGAUGAAAUGUUAAGAAUUCAUUUGCUUACGCUUGAAGACAAAUAUGCAGCUAAAAUGACAACUGGAUUUUCUAUUAUGGUCAAAUAAAUGGCCCAACAUUGCUACCGUU